Messenger RNA from Parasteatoda tepidariorum (common house spider), 1330 nucleotides. RefSeq names its product protection of telomeres protein 1. Gene Ontology annotation, cellular component: nuclear telomere cap complex; chromosome, telomeric region. The record is from RefSeq and is a predicted model, not a curated record. Gene Ontology annotation, molecular function: G-rich strand telomeric DNA binding; telomerase inhibitor activity. Gene Ontology annotation, biological process: regulation of telomere maintenance via telomerase; telomere capping. NCBI's taxonomy places the organism in Eukaryota, Metazoa, Arthropoda, Arachnida, Araneae, Theridiidae.
UAAAAUUGUGCGGUUCUUUUUUUUGUUUUAUUUACUUUUAUGGUGAACUUUGAUUGCGCUAGCUUACUUUGAUCAAAGUACUUUGAUCGUGUCAAACCGCCUUGAAACAACACCAAAUACUUUGGCGAGUAAGUUUGGCACAAUCAAUGUAGGGUUAUAAGAAGAUUGUCAUUUGGAAUCGUGUCAACGGAACCGAUUAAACUUUUUUAUGACAUUACGAACUAUGAAUUUGGCAACGGAUUUAAGAUCUCAGGAAUACCGGGAAUACAAACAGUCUAAUUUUGUGUUUGGUUUAAUUUUUGAAUAUUUACACGUGAAUUAUUAACGCGAUAUGGCUUUAAAUGCCGAAGCAAUUAAGAAAAAUUCAAGUCAGACAUGUCCUCCAGCAAUUUACGAUCCAGAAAAAGAAAAAAUCCUUUUAAAUCUAUUAAGCUGGGAGGCAGAAUUAAAAGAAUCACUAAUUUUAGGGAGAAAAGCGGCCCCUUCAGAGCAGAUAAACAAAAAAAUGGCUAAAGCUGAAAAAUCUUUUGGGAAGAAUGAUUUCUUGAAAAAAGAACCUAAAACUCUUAAUUGCCAUUAUGAUUACACACCACUGGGAGAAUUACAUGAGACUCAAGAGAAAUCAAACAAUUUUAAUGUUUAUGGCAUCGUUGAAAAAUGUGAUUUUAAAAUUUACAAAGUUGGCAAUAAUCUAAGGCAAAUACUAACAGUAUCGCUUACUGAUAAGACAGGAACAGAUUUUAUGUGCUCCAUAUAUUCGCUAAAAGAUGAAAUGUGUCCUGAUAUUCAUAUAGGGGAUAUUAUACGAAUACACCACAUGCAAGUUUCUAAAGAUCGAUCAAAGCUGAAAGGAAAAUGUCCAUCUUUCAAGUUCAUUUUAGUCUUCAGUAAACAAAAUGAGGGCCAAAAGCCACGAACAGUUGCAAAACCGUUAACUUUUACAGAUGAAGAUGCAGCACGGGUGAAAAAUUUAUUUGAAUGGUAUGAUAAGAAAAAUCCACCAAAAUUAAUUAGUGAAGUAAAAGGGGGUGACUUUGUAAAUAUUAUUUGUCAAGUGAUAGGUGUUUAUAAAGCAAAAUAUUCAGACACUGUUAUUUUGAAAAUCUGGGAUGGAACUAAGUCUAAUGAGAUUGAAAGUUCACAUUGUGGUUUGAGAGACGAAAAACUAGAUGAGAAACUUUUUCUGAUUGCUAAGAGUUAUUGUGCUGUUUUCCACGUUUUUGGUCAUCGUCAUUGUACAAUGGCUGCGGAGUUAAAGGUUUGUUUCAAUUUUCACUCAAAAUAUUUUAAGGUAAUGAAUUAAUUUUAUAAUAGAAAUUUAAAAACUUUU